This is a messenger RNA of Engraulis encrasicolus (European anchovy), 3636 nucleotides long. RefSeq names its product cd7 antigen-like (gene cd7al). The record is from RefSeq and is a predicted model, not a curated record. Gene Ontology annotation, cellular component: membrane. The transcript has 4 exons. The coding region runs from base 133 to 843 and encodes 236 amino acids. Lineage: Eukaryota; Metazoa; Chordata; Actinopteri; Clupeiformes; Engraulidae. Gene Ontology annotation, biological process: adaptive immune response. Gene Ontology annotation, molecular function: signaling receptor activity.
AUCACACUUGCACAUCACACACACACACAGAUGUGUGUGUUAACUCCAUUCAGCUGCCGUUAAACUUUUUCGUUUUUUUCUGUUUUUGUUUUUUGCGUGUUUUGACAGAGAAAAGUUGUACUAGAAGGAGCCAUGGAGGUCCAACACACAUUUUGGCUGUGUGUUUUGUGUCCAUUUCUUGUGAAUGGGGCGGUGGUGUACCUCAGCCGAGCGAGCAACGACUCCAUCGAGCUCGCGUGUUUAUCCACCGCCUCAGAGAGCAGCAGCAAACCUUACGCCUUCUACCUGCGACGCAAAUGGCUGCAGAAAGACCAAGAGGUGUUGUUCGUCCACCAGGGCCAUGCGCCCACCUACAUCAACAACAAGGCAGACGGGGGCCGUAUCCGGGUGGUGGAGGCUCUGAGUGCCGGCCAGGUGAACAUCAGCAUCUCCCGCCUGAGGGGCGUGGACACCGACCUGUACACCUGCGGCUUCAUGGUGGCCAGCAACCCGCUGGACCGAGAGGAGCCCGGCCAAGACGAGUUCCUGCUCUACGUGGCAGAUCACAUUGAGAAGCCCUGCACCUGCUCCAGCUAUCCCACCGUGCUGUACGCCAUCAGCGGAGCUGUGGGCCUCCUGCUCAUCAUCACACUGGCACUCUCUGUGGCAUACUGUAGUAAGGUGUGUUGCAACGGCAGCAAACCACAGCCGCCUGCUGCUGCUGUCCCCAUCUACGAGGAGAUGACAGGCCUGCAGUCUGGAAAGGAAGGAAGCGACAAGAAGGCCUUCUGCGACCAGCUGGCCGGCUAUGGGGAGAGCCAGUACGCCCAACCCCGCCGUGAGAACCCCUACUCCAACCCCUGAUGAUCAGGAUGCAAAACGGAAGAAAAUGCAAAAAUGGAAGAAAAUCCAAGGCACUUUGAAAAAGUUAAAAAGCCUUUAUUGUGAUGGUUUUGUCAUACGAGACAUUUAGAAGAACCCCAACGCGUUUUGUCAGUCAUGCCUUCUUCAGGGAGUCAAACCUUGAUGAUAAGGGGCCGAUGUGAACCCUCCCUCUUCCUCCUCCUCCUCUUCCUCCUCCUUCUCCUCCUGGCAAAACCUUGGAGACUUCUCCAACUAACGGAAGAAGUUGCACCGGUCUGUUAAAUGUGAUGGUAGUGUUCUAUAGUGGAUAGAGCUGCCCUUUUUUCUGGUUUUCAGCUGGUUGUACUUAUUUGGUCAGAACAUUUAGGAGAACAAAAAAAAAAACUUUUGGGUGAAACCUUCUCCAAUCCUUGAUGAGGGGUCUACCUGGACCUCGUCCUCUCGAUUGAAUGAGCUGUGGAGUUCUCUCCAACUGAAGAAGUUGCACUGCUCUGCUGAAGGUGAUGGUAGUGUUCUAUAGUGCAUAGUGCUGCCUUUUUUCUUGUUUUCAACUGUUUGUAUUCAUUUCAUCAGUACGUUUGGAAAAACAAAAAAAACUUUUGGGUGAAGUCUACUCUCCAACCCUUGACUCUCCAACCCUGGACCUUGUCCUCUCCCAGCCUUGAAGUUAUCCCCAACUGAAGAAGUUGCACUGCUCUGUUGAAGGUGAUGGUAGUGUUGUAUCUAUGCAUACCUUGUUUUCUAAUUGUAUUCAUUUCGUCAGUUUGUUUAGAAAAACAAAACAAAGCCUACUCCAACCCUACCUGGACCCUCCUCCUUCCUCUGGCCCACUCUUGGGAGGUUCUCCACCUGAAUAAAACGAAGCCGCUGCACGGGUCUGUGGAGGGUGAUGGUAGUCAAAGAUUCUCAAUAUGGUAACCAAGAUACAUGUGAAUUGUUGGUACUACCGAGUCACAAAUGCAACAAAGUGGGAUCAGUUCAGUGACUUUUUAAAUUCGAUACCGCAUUGAGCUCCAUUCAUUCUGAACGCCUGCAUGGAAGCUUAGAGCAUUACAUUAUAUACAUUCUGGAGGACAUUCCUUAUAAUGAGCCGUCUCCAUCUCAUCAUUCAACUCUGAUGGUAGUCCCUCACUGCAUAGUGCUGCCUUUUUUCUUGUUUUUGAUUGGUUAUUAUUUUCAUUUGGUCAGCAAGAGUUUUGGGUAAAGCCUGCUCCAGCUCUUAUAAACUUUAAUGCAAUGGUAAUACAAUGACAAUAAUCAGCUGGUGGGUCAGUGACUCAGCUUGUUAACUCUGACUAAGUGAUGAGAUGUUCUCGUUUAAAGGGACUGGUGGUAUUACACUUGGAGUGAAAGUAAGCCACUGGAAUCAUCUUCUCCCUGCCAAAACAAAGGCAAGUUGGCAAGUUGAAACUGUGAAAAAAAAUGUUUUUCUAAGUUGUCAUACAGUACUGCUGAGUAAUUUCUUGUAUUAUAUAUUUUAGCUUUCCAACUGUUGUGUAAAAUGGAAAGAAAAAUGUCUGCACACUUAAAUCCCCUUUGUGUUCUUUUUAAUAAGCCAAACUUUCGGUCUACUGACCUUCCUCAGGGCUCCUUUUAAUCGAGAGUGCGGUGUGAUCCGGUUGAAUACAGCUUUCAAAAUGUUAAAAAGAAAAUGUGCACACUCACUGCACACACUGCUCAUGUCUUCAUCAAUAUCACAUGUCAUGUGUGUCCUUAUGUUGUGAGCCAUGAUGCUAGUCAGGCUUAUGUGUUCAGGUGACCAGACCAAUGACUCUUACAACUGGACCAGACGCCCCCCAAUAUCCAGGGACUCUCCUAGGCUGAGACAACACAUUUUUCUAUUUCAAAUAUUUACUGAAGAAAUAGGGAUGUCCCCAGUUCACCGGUAAAUACAUGUAAAUCUCCCAUGUUUUCAGCUUAUUCUUGUACUUCCCUUCAAGUUUUGCUCAAACUCUACAAGUCUUUCUUUUGAAACUGUGCAUGUAGGCAUGUUGCUGUAGCGACAGUCCAUAUAUGUCUAUCUUGACAGACAAUACACGUUUGUAUUUUCCUGUUCUUUUGCUUCAGGCUAGACGUGACGUUACUCAAACUUGCAAAACAACAUAUUACAGCAGAAUAGCAUGUGGCUUCCUUCGUCACGUCAAUAUGUGUUUUAAAAGGGAACUUUUUUUUUUCAAACCAAACUCACCGCAGGACGAGGGGGGAAAAUGUCACUCCACAGCAAUUGUCAAAGCACGAAAUAAGUAUUUUUCCCUCAUCAAUGUUAUAAAUGAUAGCUGAAAUGGUGAAACAUAGAGGAAUAUAAUGUGUGUGUGUGUGUGUGUGUGUGUGUGUGUGUGUGUGUGUGUGUGUGUGUGUGUGUGUGUGUGUGUGUGUGUGUGUGUGUGUGUGUGUGUGUGUGUGUGUGUGUGUGUGUGUGUGUGUGUGUGUGUGUGUGUGUGUGUUAGGAUGUUUUAGCUGUUAAUCUUACUGCUGACCACUUUUGCUUUUACUUCAAACAUAUUUGUACAAAACUUGCCUUUUGUCUUUUAUGAAUGACUACUUGUGUAGUCAUUUUCAAGCAGAUGUUGAUAAUUGUUAAUAAUUGUAGGUUUGUGUCAUAGCAUUAUUCCUCCUGUUCAAAAUGAUCAUUUGUAUUUUCUUGAGUGUUUUUAGUUAUUUAAACUUGUUAAAAAGACAUUUAUUUGUGUAUUUUUAGUGUAUAUUUUCACAAUACUAGUUCAGUAAUAAUUUAAUUCUCAAUUUAUUGUGUUUUGUUCACUGAUGUCACAUUUUUUUAAAUUGUAUAACUCC